UUUCCGCCAGUGUUGUUUCCAAGAUUGAAGGAAGACAAAUUGUUGAAGAUGGUGUUCGGAAACUGGGAGCUAUUAGCGCGAAUUCUCAAAGCUUCGUUGCGUGGUGUUUCCUCGCUCCACCAAGGCUCAAGCGGUGGUGGUGCACAUACCAACUCUCUUAAGUGGAGUGUCCGCCAAAUCACACCAGGAUCGAUUGCAUGGGCAGCAGUUAUUGCCAUAUUUUUAUUUUCGCCGGACACCGAGUUCUUGAGCUCUGGCCUUGGUAAGAAGUCGAAUAUCAAUUAUAAGAAUCUGUUCUACAACUACAAGAAGAUUCUCAUUGUGAAAUGGUCAACGAGGCACAUCCUAUCCAUUGUUGCUAAUAUCAAUUGCUAUGUCUUCAAGGCCGUGAAA
This is a messenger RNA of Suillus bovinus, 393 nucleotides long. RefSeq lists its product as uncharacterized. The record is from RefSeq and is a predicted model, not a curated record. NCBI's taxonomy places the organism in Eukaryota, Fungi, Basidiomycota, Agaricomycetes, Boletales, Suillaceae. The transcript has 3 exons. The annotation marks the transcript as partial.